UUCUCCGGUUGUGUCUGCAGCUGCACACUCGCUUUCACUCGUUCUCCCUCCGUGUGCAUCACGGAGCUCUGCUGCCGUUGACCCCAGAUUUAUUUGCCCUCAAUCAGUUACCACAGGAUGGAUAACAGAUUUGACUUCAUAUUUCUUAGUUGUUUGUUGUUUUUAUAUCUGUUGUCAGGAGGCACAUGUUCAGAAGCAGAGCACAAGCUCUUCUCAGUGAUAUUCUCCCACUACAAUCAGUACAUACGGCCUGUGGAAAAUGUGUCUGAUCCGGUCAUUGUGCAGUUUGAGGUGUCCAUGUCACAGCUGGUCAAAGUGGAUGAAGUCAAUCAGAUCAUGGAGACCAAUCUGUGGCUGAGACAUAUUUGGAAUGACUAUAAACUCAAAUGGGAUCCCAAAGCUUUUGGCGGCGUGGAGUUCAUCCGAGUACCAUCGAACAGAAUUUGGAAGCCAGACAUUGUUCUUUAUAAUAAUGCAGUUGGAGAUUUUCAGGUAGAUGACAAAACAAAGGCUCUCCUUCGCUACAACGGUGACGUCACUUGGAUCCCACCAGCUAUAUUUAAAAGCUCCUGCAAGAUCGAUGUUACAUACUUCCCCUUCGACUACCAAAACUGCACCAUGAAGUUUGGUUCCUGGACUUAUGACAAGGCCAAGAUUGACCUUGUGCUGAUUGGUUCAACUAUCAACCUCAAGGACUUCUGGGAGACUGGCGAGUGGAUAAUCAUUGACGCCCCUGGCUACAAGCAUGAUAUCAAGUACAACUGCUGUGAGGAGAUCUACACUGAUAUUACUUACUCCUUGUACAUCCGUCGCUUGCCUCUUUUCUAUACAAUCAACAUGAUCAUCCCCUGCCUCUUAAUCUCCUUCCUGACAGUGCUCGUCUUCUAUCUGCCCUCUGACUGUGGUGAGAAAGUCACGCUGUGCAUCUCCGUCUUGCUGUCUUUGACUGUCUUUCUUCUCGUCAUAACAGAGACCAUUCCCUCUACCUCCCUAGUCAUACCUUUGAUUGGCGAAUACCUCCUGUUCACAAUGAUUUUCGUCACUCUCUCCAUUGUCAUUACCGUUUUUGUCUUGAAUGUGCACUACCGCACACCGAAGACACACACCAUGCCCUGCUGGGUGCGGCAUGUGUUUCUAGGACUGCUGCCCAGAGUGAUGUUCAUGACCAGGCCAGAGAGGGACCCGGAGAAGGUGACGGUGGCUGGAAGUGUUGAGACAAUGCAUCUGAGAACCUGCGCUGUCCACUCUUCAGGCACUCUGCAAAAGCAACACAAGCCCCAAGCUUUGGCAUCCAGCGUUAUGUCGAGCCUGACUAAUCGCCAGAGGCUUUUCAACAACGCAGACCUCUCCAACCUGAAUAACCUGAGCGAAGACUCUAGUAAAUGUGUCAGCUCUGGAGUCCUGUGCUGUGAGGGCCGAUGUAACUGCUGUUGGCAGAAGAGAUCGGGCAAACUGCCUUCGGACUCUGGUGGUGGAAGUGGUGCACUGGGCAGCCUGGGGGCCCUGACUGGUAGCACUGGUGCUGGGGUCAGACAGGACAGUCAUUGCUCCAGUUCUGAGUCUCUAGAUGGGGGAGUUAUGUCCCUUUUGCCUCUUUCUCCUGAGGUCAGGGAGGCAAUUGAAAGUGUUAAAUACAUAGCAGAAAACAUGAGACUUCAGAACGAAGCUAAAGAGGUUCAGGAUGACUGGAAGUAUGUUGCCAUGGUUAUUGACAGGAUCUUCCUUUGGGUUUUUGUGCUUGUCUGCAUCCUGGGGACAGCUGGCCUCUUCCUCCAGCCUUUAUUACUUGGGGAGGAUAUUUGAUUGAAUUUAAAAAAAAAACUAUUACUCCACACUGCAGAAAUACACACAGCUCUCAUAUACAGGAUGUGGCCUCUGUCUGAGUAGUGGAAAAAUGUAGGACACACAGUCAAGGAGAAAAAAGCCAGAAUUCAGUGUUUUUCUGUUGCGCUAUUUGUUUGACAACUUUAUCUUGGAUAUAUGGCAAAUAAAUCUGUAGCACAAAGAAUGAGUUUGGAGUUCUGGAACCAAAAGUCCAACCCCACAUGUAAAAUCACACAUAUAUUAGUAAAUAUCACUGAAUAGUAAAUCUAAAACUUGAGAUGGCUGUUUAUCCGAUCUGUGCUACUCCAUUAGGUGAAGAAUUCUGUGUCCAGGUAAGUUGGGCUGAUAUUGAAAAUAUUUUCACACUACCAGACAUUAUGAAGUAAGUUUUUAGUUAUUUACAUGUUUCUGCACUCACUGAAGUAGUUAGAUUUUUAGCUAUUAGGAAGUAAAUGAUCAGAUGAAAAUAUAAUUAAAACCUUCCAUCUCCCUCUCAAGAUAUUUUUUAAAUUUUAUUGCAAAGUAAAUCAUUUUUUGCUUAUUUUUGCUGUUUUGAGAUUAAUCAGAUUCAGGAAUUUUGUAACCUUUCACUUUAAAAUGAGUUUAUUUGGAUGGUCGCUAUAGCUAACAUUACUUGUUAAUCUGUGUUUACUACUUAAUACUAACCCUGAUUGUUUAAUUUGAUUUAAAUAUUAGCAAAAUGUGGCAGGUUUUGUGAAAAUGUCCCCCCUCAGAGUGAAGAAAUCUUAAUAGUUUUAUCAUGUUGGUUUAGGAAAAAAAAAGCUACUAAAACUCAGUUCAGAAUCCUCAAAAAUAAAUCUUAAGUAGCGCUCUAUUCAAACCUGAAUUCAUACACCAUCUUGAAACUAAUAAGCCACCAUGGGUGUUUGGCUAUGCUUUUUUCAUCACUUAUGUUCUUCACAGCAAAGGGGAACACCCACUCCUAAAUGGUUGCACAGGCUAAUAAGCAAGAAAAAAUUUAGUAGGAGUCCAAUAAACAUUUUAUCAGAGGGUUGAUGUUGCUCUCAGAUGCAAUGAAGCUCUGUACAAAAAGUUAUAAUUUUUUUUAGUAAAAGCCAAAAUGGUUCACAACUGCAUUUUUAAAAUAAGAUUAUUAAAAAAUACAGACAGUUCAUUGAAGGAAUUAUUGAAAAAUAAAUAAAUUCUUCUGUGUUUUCUUGUGUCUUCAUGACUCUAUAACGUUAGAGUCAGAUUCGUGUUAGAGAUGCAAGAGGUAAUAUUUUU
This is a messenger RNA of Gambusia affinis (western mosquitofish), 3069 nucleotides long. It is a transcript of the gene chrna3, whose product is annotated as cholinergic receptor, nicotinic, alpha 3. Gene Ontology annotation, cellular component: synapse; postsynaptic membrane; neuron projection. Gene Ontology annotation, biological process: regulation of membrane potential; chemical synaptic transmission; nervous system process. The transcript has 6 exons. Gene Ontology annotation, molecular function: acetylcholine-gated monoatomic cation-selective channel activity; transmembrane signaling receptor activity. The coding region runs from base 118 to 1803 and encodes 561 amino acids. The record is from RefSeq and is a predicted model, not a curated record. NCBI's taxonomy places the organism in Eukaryota, Metazoa, Chordata, Actinopteri, Cyprinodontiformes, Poeciliidae.